AUGUUCAUGGAGAGGCGUCGUUUGCACCCGCAGCCGACGAACUCGUUGAAAAACUACCCACGAGUGAUAGGUUUGAAUCUUCCCAACUCUCAGCUUCUGGGUUCAAUCCCUGCCAACCUUGGCAUGAUCGAACACCUUCAAAGUCUCGAUCUUUCCAACAAUUCCCUCAACAGGUCGCUCUUCAAUGCCACAGAGGUUCGGAUUUUUUAUUUGUCAUACAAGUUGAUCUUCGAAGAGAUGCCGGACAUGGUGUCGCAGCUGACCAACCUCCAGAGUCUCAACCUCUCCGUCAAUGCCUUGGCGGGAAAAUUGCCCACCAAUCUGUCUUCUCUGCACUCUCUAACGAUAAUUUCUUUGAAGGAUAAUUACUUCUCAGGCAGUCUUCUGAGUGGGUUCGAAUCCAUUUAG
Messenger RNA from Malus domestica (apple), 408 nucleotides. The record is from RefSeq and is a predicted model, not a curated record. Lineage: Eukaryota; Viridiplantae; Streptophyta; Magnoliopsida; Rosales; Rosaceae.